Molecule: messenger RNA, 1546 nt
Organism: Chara braunii
Lineage: Eukaryota; Viridiplantae; Streptophyta; Charophyceae; Charales; Characeae
Source: the annotation of a GenBank genome assembly
GCGAUUGGUCACAGACAGCGCCUGGAAGACAGGGCAGUGUCUUGUGGACAUGGAACGCAAUCCAACACAAUCCAUCGGUUUUCUUGAUUUCGUUAGCAAAAAGGAAGAGGGUGUCGUCUUCCUUGGGAAGUCGCACGCGCGAAACGUAUGGGAACUUCUGAAGGCAGGUCUGCACAUUGUCGUAAUGGAAGGGAACUCCAACCUGUUGCAAUUCAUGAUGCAACUCGUCAAAAGUGAGGUCAAUUUGGGGACCCAUAAUUGCGAGUUCAUGGUCAUGAAGGCGACACGGGAUCACGUGUGGAGCAACAAGAUGGACAUGUGGUUCAAGUUGAGUGAGAGGAAGAGGAACAAGAUAUACGACUUCUUGUUCCUGCAAAUGCGGUCGAGGAAGGACACUGACGCCGAGUACGUCCGCCGCAAGGACCUCAUGUUCUCGUUGCUCGACAACUAUCAUGGCGCCUCCCACAUGAACGCGAAGACCUUACUUGAAAGGCUGCAGUCCCUGUACUUCGUCCAGUCCGAGGAGGAGUUGAAGUUCGACAGUUACGCGUCCUUGAUCUCCACUAGUGACAAGGCAGCCACCAGUGUCGAGUUAGACGCCAACGCGAAGGAGGAGGGGAGCGACACAGAGAGUCUCGACCUGGAGUAUGACCCACCUCCGACAGAGCAUGCCCGAGGGUCCUCGUCGGCCGGAAAAGAGGGUGCCAAAGGGGACGUGGGUAUUGGAGACGACGAAGGGGAGGACAGUGAGGACGAUGUCGGAUUUAGAGAGUCGUUUGAUGAGUUCGAACAACUGUACGAUGAGCAUCGCAAGGAUGAUGUCGAUGAUGAUGAGAUGACAAUGGAGAUAGAGACACAGGUUGUCAGCAGCCUUUCGGCAGAACCUGAAGACUAUGAGGUCCAACCACUAACGUCUGUCGUCGAUCUGCAACACCGGUUCGACGAGGCUUCUAUUGCUAUGAGCCCAUUUAGAGCAAGUUAUUGUAUAAGCAUCGAAGAAGUUAUCGAUGACAUCCUCGGCGACCAGCACGUGUCCGCGCAUCCGUCCACAACGCAUGACUUCGACGACACUCGCAACGUCAAACCUUUUGUGGCAGUUGCCUUCGUUUUCUCGCCGCCGAACUCUCCGAUACUGUUGGCCACUCUUGCCAACAGAGGGGAAGGUGAGGUCGGGGGACGACAAUAUGUCAUGUCCCCGAAAAAAUAUAGGGUCGGAACUCAAACUCUCGACGUGCUGGCUUUGCCCGCGCCAACUUCACCGAUGAAGGAGCGGAGAGACAAAUCGGUUGGUAAGCUGUGAAGAACGCCACACUGUCUAUGCGUCCAGGCUUCCGAGAGCGAGAGUGCGGCUUCCUUCGUAGUCCGGAUGUCGGCGGACUACAGUCCGUGCCAUGCACACAAGGAGUGUCCAUACUGUCUGUCGAUCCGAGGAGUUUCGGAUGCUACAGCCACCAGUCCUUCCAACUACAUGUCAUCGACCUUCUUGUGAGUUAGCCAUGUUGUUGGUCGUGGGCAGGGAAAACUUUAACAAAAAGGUAACACUCCU